This is a messenger RNA of Haemonchus placei, 2133 nucleotides long. NCBI's taxonomy places the organism in Eukaryota, Metazoa, Nematoda, Chromadorea, Rhabditida, Trichostrongylidae. The record is from the annotation of a GenBank genome assembly.
AUGGCCAAUGUAGAAGCAAUACCUGCCUACCUCGCUGCAACCUUUCCCACACUGCCUUCUGAAAUAAAGGACUAUGUUUCCUCAAUUCUCAAAGAAAACGUCGAUGAGCUCCUGACUCUUGAAGAUGUUGUUGAAGCAGUAGGAGACCAUAUCCAAAGCUACGUCCAAGAGCUGUGUAACGAUGGAUUGAAUCGAACAUGCCAACAACUUCUACAAUUUCUUCACGGCGAAAAUCUUCCCAAAGUCGAAAAACAUGGAGCGACCACGAAAAAGUUGGACCAGGCUGUGGAUAUGGCUGCAGAAAAUCACAGCUUUGCUGAGAUGGAGAGUAUAUGGAAGGUGCAAGCAAGAGACGUGCCGACGUCAGUGGACAAGAAAAAGUUGGGAAAAGCUGAAAACCGUGCGGCACAGAAGAUCGAGCAGCGCGAUGCUGAGCCUAUUGUACGAAAAAAGAGACCCGAAAGUACAGCAACUGCCUCUCAGGCACCAGUAAAGGAUCUUGGUGCUCGCGGCUCUAACGUGAAAGACGUGAAAUUGGAAAGCGUCGAUAUAUCAAUAGGCACAAAGCAGCUGCUAUCGUGUGCUGAUUUGACUAUGGCAUAUGGACGUCGAUAUGGCCUUGUUGGUCGCAACGGUAUAGGAAAGACAACUCUUUUAACAAUGAUAUCGAGUGGGCAGUUGCGAAUACCAUCAGGAAUCAGUCUGCUGGCUGUAGAGCAAGAAGUUGAUGGUGACGAUACUAGAGUGAUAGAUGCCGUGCUGGCAUCCGACACUAGGCGGCAAGCCAUGAUCGAUAAAGAACAUGUCUUGCAAGCGAGGCUGAACAAAGAGAACAUAUCAGAGAAUGAGAAGAAUAAGUGGCACGACGAGUUAGCAAAGUUGUACCACGAAAUGGAAAGCCUACAGCUAGACAAGGCGCCGGCUCGAGCAGCUUCAAUUCUUUACGGUCUAGGAUUUACACCAGAUGAGCAGAAGAAACCUACAAAAGAGUUUUCUGGUGGUUGGAGAAUGCGUGUUGCCCUUGCUCGCGCUCUGUUUGUCAAACCUGAUCUACUGCUUCUCGAUGAGCCUACUAACAUGUUAGACAUGAGAGCAGUUUAUUGGUUGGAAGGCCACUUGCAGCAAUGGGAGGGCACUAUUCUGACAGUUUCCCACGACCGAAAAUUUCUUAAUGAAAUUUGUACGGAUAUUGUUCAUCUGCACACAAGAAGACUCGAUCACUACAGAGGAAAUUAUGACACUUUUGAAAAGACUAUGAAAGAGAAGCUUACACAGCAACAGCGGGAGUAUGAAGCGCAACAAACGCUGCGGCAGCAUACGCAGGAAUUCAUAGACAAAUUUCGUUACAACGCAAAACGGGCGGCAAUGGUACAAAGUAGGAUAAAAAUGCUCGAAAAACUGCCUGUACUUCACGCAGUGGAACUGGAUGCAGAUAUCAUAUUCAAAUUUCCUCAGUGUGAAGUGCUUAAUAACCCUGUGUUACAACUGGAUGACGUUUCGUUCAGGUAUAAUAAUGACGCACCAUUCUUAUUCCGAAAGCUGAACCUUGGAACUCAUGCCAAUUCGCGUAUCUGUAUCGUUGGUGAAAACGGCUCAGGAAAAACAACACUUUUAAAACUUCUUCUCGGUGAACUUGAGCCAACGCAUGGUAUGCGAAAUGUAAAUAGACGCAUUAGGAUUGGGUAUUUCACACAACAUCAUGUCGAUCAACUCGAGAUGGACAUGACUGCCAUUGAAGUUCUAGCGCAUAACUAUCCAGGAAAAUCCCAGGAAGACUAUCGCACAGCGCUGAGUCACUUUGGUCUGACGGGCGACAUGGCCCUGCAGUCAGUCUAUACAUUAUCCGGAGGGCAAAAGUCACGACUUGCGUUUGCUAAUAUCGCAAUGUUGAAUCCGAACUACCUCAUUUUGGACGAACCUACAAAUCAUUUGGACGUUGAGACAGUAGCGGCUCUUGGAGCCUCUCUGAAUGCCUUCAAUGGAGGCGUGGUUUUAGUAUCCCACGAUGAGCAACUUAUCGAAAUGGUUUGUAAGGAACUCUGGGUAGUGAAGGAUCGAAUGGUGGUGAACCUUGAAGGAGGUCUCGCGGAGUAUCGUAAACAGGUCUAUAAGCAGCUCCAACUGAUCUCCUAA